Messenger RNA from Limanda limanda (common dab), 2163 nucleotides. RefSeq names its product ubiquitin-conjugating enzyme E2Ka (UBC1 homolog, yeast) (gene ube2ka). Gene Ontology annotation, cellular component: nucleus. NCBI's taxonomy places the organism in Eukaryota, Metazoa, Chordata, Actinopteri, Pleuronectiformes, Pleuronectidae. Gene Ontology annotation, molecular function: protein binding; ubiquitin conjugating enzyme activity. The record is from RefSeq and is a predicted model, not a curated record. The transcript has 7 exons. The coding region runs from base 275 to 877 and encodes 200 amino acids. Gene Ontology annotation, biological process: proteasome-mediated ubiquitin-dependent protein catabolic process; protein polyubiquitination.
CAAACUGCAUGCAGUUUGGUAUUAAAAUGUUUCCAGUCCCACCGUCGUGUUGUUACACAUCUGAGAUGACAGGUCCGCGCCGAGCAGCUUGAACCGACCGGAACCUCCCGUAGACCACCGGGACCGACGCCGCAGACGGUUCACCUCAUCACAGCUGUUAUUGUCCAGGUCGUGUCCCCCCCCCCCAGUGGUGGGCUUGAGACGCCAGCUAACGCUUCAGCUGCAGGUCGGACGGCGGCGAGGCCCCAACCGAGACACGGGACGCGGGGGAACCAUGGCCAACAUCGCGGUUCAGAGGAUAAAACGGGAAUUCAAAGAGGUCCUCAAGAGCGAAGAGACGAGCAAAAACCAGAUAAAGGUGGAUCUGGUGGAUGAGAACUUCACAGAACUCAAAGGGGAAAUCGCAGGACCACCUGACACACCGUAUGAAGGGGGUAGAUAUCAACUAGAAAUUAAAAUUCCAGAGACGUAUCCAUUCAAUCCACCCAAGGUGAGGUUUAUCACAAAGAUCUGGCAUCCCAACAUCAGCUCAGUCACAGGCGCAAUAUGUCUGGACAUUCUCAAAGACCAGUGGGCGGCAGCUAUGACUCUGAGGACAGUUCUCUUGUCACUACAAGCCUUAUUGGCAGCUGCAGAACCAGAUGACCCACAGGACGCAGUAGUAGCCAAUCAGUACAAGCAGAACCCGGAGAUGUUCAAACAGACGGCGAGGCUCUGGUCUCACGUCUAUGCAGGAGCUCCCGUCUCUAGUGCGGAGUACACACGCAAAAUAGACAAACUCUGUUCCAUGGGCUUUGAAAGAAAUGCAGUAAUAGUGGCGUUGUCGUCGAAAUCCUGGGAUGUGGGGUCAGCAACAGAGCUCCUGCUCAGUAACUGAAUCUCAACACCCCCCCCCCUCCAUCUUCCUCUUGAUUCUUCUCUUCCCCACUUCACACACUCUCUCCUCCAAAUUCCAGCUGUCUGAAGGCCCCUCUCUCUCUCUCUCUCUCUCUCUCCCCUCUGUGUGGCAUCCCUCAUCCCUCCUCCCUCCUCGUCACCUCUGCUGUAACUCCCACACUCCAGUCGGUCGCUCUGUGAGCUCUUAUCUCUGGUUUCUUUAAGUCCAUUCAACAUUCCACUCAGAACUACAAUCAAAAGUCCAACCACAUUUCCACCCCCCUUUGAAUCAAAUGCCAGACUUAAGACCCCACCCACACCUGUUAGUCUCCCGGCUUUUCUGGCUGUGUCCAAGAAGCGGCUGUCAGCAGCUUAUCUUUGCCUAUGCAGUGCAUUUUAUUUUCAUUUGUGGGAACCUUUUGUAGGAGAAAGUCAAGCCAUUCAGGGAGGCUCUUCUGGACCUGGACCUGAUUUUGACACACUUUGGUCUUGCUUUCUAAACAGGGGAUUAGCCGAGUCCUAGACUUUUAAACUGGUACCAGAGCUACCAUCACUCACACAUUAAUAAACACGCACUUUGGGCUACUCUAUGUUGGUAUAGGGUUCUCUAAACUUUGUAGUAAGAUGAAUUUUGCCAUUAUAGGGAGUUUUUGCGGCACAAUGGUUUGUGAAUGAGUGUAAAUGGUUGUUUCUAGGGUUUACCCGCCUCUCAACCAAUGUCAGCUGGGAUUGGAAUAGAUGAUGAGUUUUUGAUGUCAGUAUAAAAUAUUUUUUCCAUAACAUUUGGACAUUCAAAAAGAAAAAAUGGUGUUGAAGUAAUUCCAGCGCACCUAGUAGCAAAUACGAAUUAUGAUUUUAUGACAGAGUCGGACGAAGCUUGUUCCCUGUUCUGUAGACCAGAUCCUAAAGAGGUACUGAGGUGUAGACACUCAUCUUCAUGCCACGUUUUCCCCACUUCAGACGUCUGAUGAACCCAAAGCCCCCCACUCCCUCCACCUGUCCCUUUCCCCCAGAUUUUUUUAAAGGAAAUUAUUUGGUUUUGGUCGCCUCCCACAGGAAUUCAUUUGGAUUCUUGUUUUUAAAACCAAGAGAAAACUAAACAAACAGAGAAAAAUAAUAAUGUUCAGCAGCAACACAACCUUACACAACCUGUCUGGAUGGGCAUCGUUCCAAACGAGUUUAAAAAUUUGCAAAAUAUUGCAUCAUCUAAACUACGGCAACAGAUAAAUGUCAAAAAUGAUUCAUCUGUAAAUAAAGAUAUUAAAGUCUGUGUAAAUUAAAUCCAAA